Danaus plexippus (monarch butterfly) is the source of this 688-nucleotide messenger RNA. Its product is annotated as venom allergen 5.02-like. The transcript is spliced from 6 exons. Bases 1 to 630 code for a protein of 209 amino acids. Lineage: Eukaryota; Metazoa; Arthropoda; Insecta; Lepidoptera; Nymphalidae. The record is from RefSeq and is a predicted model, not a curated record.
AUGUAUCUAAAAGUGAUCUCUUUCUUUUUUCUGAUCCACAACGUGCUUUCUGAUGAAAUUGUAUUAAACUGUGACAAUAUUCGUGAAUUCGUUGACGGACACAAUGAUCGUCGUUUAAAGCUCGCUAAAGGGGAAGUGGAAAACCAACCUCCGGCUAGUGAAAUGCAAUAUCUGAUUUGGGAUCAUGAACUUGAAGAUAAAGCUGUCAAAUGGGCUGCCCACUAUACAACUGAACACGAAUCAGACGACACUCUAAGUUCAGGUCGUUUCCAAAUAAAUCAAAAUACGUUGAAAAUUGUCAGUUCGGAAGAAGAUUAUAAGGUUGUUAUUAACGAUGUGCUCGACACUUGGUUUAAUGAAAAUGAUAAAUAUACUUACGGUCCUUUCACUGGCUAUGAAGACGAAUUUGGAGACUACUUGAGGAUGGCACAAUCUAAGGCUAAAUAUAUAGGUUGCGGUAUGUCUGAACGAGACGAAGAUGGCUGGAAAGCGUUCUAUGUUGUUUGCAACUACGGGCCAAGCAAUGAGAAAUACAAGUCACAAGAGCCUUACAGCACCAGCGCACCAAAUGAUCAACUAGAAUAUGAUCCGGAAGAGUACGAACACCGUUAUGGUUAUACAUGCCAAUAAUUUAAUAAACGACUAAUUUUAGCAACUUGUUAACAAUUAUUUGGUGUUAAAAACUUCU